AUGGAAAAAUAUAGAACUUCUAAUUCAAGAAUUGAUGAAAAGGUCAUGAUAGGAUUAUCUGGAGGUUCAUCAUCAAGAGCAAUGCUUCAUUUAUUAUGUGAGAUUUUUUCUCAUGAGUUAUCUAAGAAACAAUCUUUUACUGAAGUUUUGGUUUGUCAUAUUGAUGAAAAUUCUAUAUUUAAUUUAAAGGAUAGCACAAUAAAUCAAGUCGAACAAAUUAUUCAAAAAUAUAAUUCUUCUUUCAUUGGAUUACGGAUUGAAGACAUAUAUUCAGAUGAAUUUACAUCAAACAUGGAAUUUGGUCAAGUUUUAAAAAUUUCUUUAGACAAAUCAAAGCAACAAGAAUUUAAUGAAUUUAAUGCUAUUAUUAGACAAAAUAAGGAAUUAUCAAACAAAGAGAAAUUGCAAUCAUUACUUGAAUGCAUAUCAAACUUAACUUCCAAAGAAGAUUUCGUGUGGUAUCUGAAACUAAGUUUAUUGAUUCAGAUUGCACGUGAUUGUUCAACUCGAUUAGCUACUAAGAUUAUAUCUUUGACUAGUAAAGGGCGUGGAUUUAGUUUUGAAACUGUUUUCAUACCUUCCCUGACUUCCUUGCGACCAUCAAAAUCCAGUAUUGAGAGAUUAACUGAAGAUUUCAUUGUUGGUUUGGAAAGGGAUUAUCCAUCUACUGUAAGCACUAUUGCAAGAACCGGUUCUAAACUUACAACUUCAAAUUCCAUUGAUGAUGAAAAUCGUUGUGCCUUAUGUUUGAUAAUAACUGUGACAAAAAUUCCUUCUUCAUUUACAUCAUCUAUCUCUACUACAAAUGAUUGUAACACUACUACAAAUAAUUAUAAUGACCAUUGUAAUCUUUUUACAAAAUCCUGUUCGCAAUCUUGUUGUUCAAAUUGCAUUAAUCUUGAUCAUCAAAAUAUUGAGAUCAACAACACUUUAUGUCACGCUUGCCGUGUCAAUAUGCAUGAUAUUAAUGAAAUUUUUUUACCUCCCUAUGUAGCUGAAGAGGCAAAAAAGCAAAAUAGGCGGUUAGAUUUAAGAAAAAAUAUUGAAGAAUUCUUAAUAGAUGAUAUAGAUAAUGACCAAUAA
This is a messenger RNA of Diversispora eburnea, 1083 nucleotides long. The record is from the annotation of a GenBank genome assembly. NCBI's taxonomy places the organism in Eukaryota, Fungi, Glomeromycota, Glomeromycetes, Diversisporales, Diversisporaceae.